AUGAUUGUUGCGAAGAAAGUAGCAGCCCAGAAGGGUAUUGACCAGGAAGGCUAUCGUGUGGUAAUCAAUAAUGGUCAACAUGGCUGUCAGUCUGUCUAUCACAUCCAUUUGCAUGUUUUAGGUGGGCGGAAGCUCAAGUUCCCUCCAGGAUGACUAGGUAAUAUCUAAUUUUAAUAUCUAGAUGUCCACAUUAUCCUAUUCUUGAUAUGUUGUUCCAGAAAACACCCUUUGAAAACGUUCGCUUACGUGUAUCAACUCCCCACUUACGAUAACACCUCUUCAAUUAUAGGCCCGUAUUCUACCUGAAAACAAAGAAAAUUUAAGACGGAAUAGAUCAGGAAAAUGAGUAAUUUUAAUUCUCAGUGGACAAAAAUCUUGUACCAGAAUAAUUUAAAGAAUAUUGCGUUCUUUUUUACACUUUUCAAGGACUAAAGAUGUAAUUAGUCAUAUGUAAUAACACCAAAGAAAAUUUCUCAUUGGAGUCCGAGAAAAUGAAUGUCAAAUUUCACAAGAAUUAUGAAAACACAGGUAAACUUCUGAAAAUUUCAUGUGUAAGAUGCAAUUUUGUGAAAUUUGACAUUUUGUGAAAUUUUUUGUGGUGUUAUUACAGAUAACAAAUUACAUCUUCAGCCCUUUAAAAAUGCAAAAAAUAAUGCAAUAUGCUCUUAAUUAUUCUGGUACAUGGUUUUUGUCCACUGAUAAUUAAAAUAUUAUUACCCAGUUCCCUGGUGGAUUCCGUCUUUAGUUAAUACAUCUGAUAUAUAAGCCCCCCCUCCCCCUCACCCCUUUUUUCCAACUGUAUUGAGGUGAAAACGCGUUAUCAUGAUGUUUUGAAGCUUAAUUAACAAGUCAGUCAAUGCAAUACUUAUUUUGAUCUGCACUACUAUAGCUUGUUGUAAAGCGCUUUUUCUAUUUCUGUUUUAAGCCCCCUCGGAUAUAAGCCCCUCUGUUUAUAAACUCUCCUAAAACCCCUCAAGAUGAUGUGUAAGCUCAGGGCUUGUAAGCGGCAAUUUAUGGUAAUUAGCCAUACUCUUCAACAGAAGAGACGCAAUGAGACUCCUGACUGGUGGCCAUUUUCGACGCGUGGCAUGGCAACAUUCUUGUUGCUUAAGAUUUCAAUGAAGAAAUGCCUUUUUGGACCCGUGCUAAAUGUCUUUCUUGUCCACUGA
This is a messenger RNA of Porites lobata, 1169 nucleotides long. The record is from the annotation of a GenBank genome assembly. NCBI's taxonomy places the organism in Eukaryota, Metazoa, Cnidaria, Anthozoa, Scleractinia, Poritidae.